CCCCGGCGCCGUCGCCUUCUUCCACACCAUCUCCGGCCAGUCACGCGCGACUCGCGACUCCUACGCGCUUCUAGAACCCAAACCCUAACCAAGCUCAUACCGAACCGUAGCGGAGAAUGGGUACGGAGGAGACCGGCGGCUCGGACCGCGGCGGCGCCUUCGCCUUCAUCUCGAAGGGGUGGCGCGAGGUGCGGGACUCGGCGGCCGCCGACAUCCGGCUCAUGCGCGCGCGCGCCGACCGCGAGGUCGAGCACCUCCUCGCGUCAGCGUUGGCCCUCGCGGUCCCGGGGCCGUCGCCUCCUCUGUCGCCGGUGGCUGCGGGGGCGCCCAUCGCGGAGCUGGAGUUCCUGCGGAAGCGGAUCCAGCCGAAGAUUCAGGAGCUCCGGAGGCAGUACUCGUCGAGGUCGCUCGACGGGUGGCCGCCCAGGGCCUCCGGCGCCAACCUCCGCGUUGACCUCUCGGGGAUUACGGCGAUCCGCAACGCCAUUGUGGCCGAGGGGGACGGCGCCGAGAGGUGGAGGAUCGCGCGGUUGAAGGGGAACUGUGGCGAGGAGGGGAGGAAGGAGUGGGAGGUGGUGAGGAUGAUACGGAGCGGGCUCAAGGAGUUCGAGCACCGGAGCCUGUCGAGUGACAUGCUUGGUGGAUUCCGUGGCCGCGGCGAGUUUGUGGAGAAAUUCAAGUUGAGCUUGAAAUCAUUGAACAAGGAUUAUCGGGAAUCCAAGGAAGUCCCACCACUGGAUCUAACUGAGCUUCUGGCAUAUCUGGUCCGGCAGUCUGGACCAUUUCUGGAUCAACUUGGCGUACGAAGAGAUCUAUGUGACAAACUAGUGGGGAUGUUAUACAGUAAACGGAAUGGUCAGCUCAUGUAUGAUUCUCUUUCAGCAGAUAGGUCCUUACUUAGAAAUGAGAACAUAUCUGACGAGCUUGAUCUAAGAAUAGCUAGGGUGUUAGAAACCACUGGCUAUCACACAGAAGAAGGUUUUUGGGCUGACCCUGCAAGGUACAAGUUCUCAGACAACAGACGGCAUGUUGCAAUUGUUACCACAGCCAGCCUUCCAUGGAUGACAGGAACAGCAAUAAAUCCAUUGUUUCGUGCUGCAUAUCUGGCAAGAAGUACAAAGCAAAAAGUGACACUGGUGGUUCCUUGGCUCUCUAUGUCAGACCAAGAAUUGGUUUACCCAAAUAACAUCACAUUUAGUUCGCCAGAAGAGCAAGAAACUUAUAUAAGGGACUGGCUACAUGAAAGGCUUGGCUUUGAAACAAAUUUUAAGAUAUCCUUUUAUCCUGGCAAGUUCUCAAAAGAGCGCCGCAGUAUUAUUCCUGCUGGGGACACUUCACAGUUUAUUUCCUCAAAAGAAGCUGACAUAGCAAUUUUGGAAGAACCAGAGCAUCUCAAUUGGUAUCAUCAUGGAAAGCGUUGGACAGACAAGUUCAAUCAUGUCAUCGGCGUGGUUCAUACAAAUUACCUGGAAUAUAUCAAGAGAGAGAAAAAUGGUGCUCUUCAAGCUUUCCUUGUUAAACAUAUCAACAACUGGGUGACUAGGGCAUACUGCCACAAGGUUUUACGUCUUUCUGCAGCAACUCAAAAUUUACCCAGGUCUGUUGUUUGUAACGUACAUGGUGUGAACCCAAAGUUCCUCAAUAUUGGUGAGAAAAUAGCAGCUGAUAGGGAGUGUGGACAGGCCUUUUCCAAGGGAGCAUAUUUUCUUGGGAAGAUGGUGUGGGCUAAAGGUUAUAGAGAACUGAUAGAUUUGUUAUCCAAACACAAAAAUGACUUGGAGGGCUUCAAGUUAGAUGUAUAUGGGAAUGGUGAGGAUUCUGAAGCUGUCCAGGCUGCUUCUAGGAAAUUGGAUUUGAGCAUCAAUUUUUUCAAGGGAAGGGACCACGCGGAUGAUUCACUCCAUGGGUAUAAGGUUUUCAUUAAUCCGAGUGUUAGUGAUGUGCUAUGCACAGCAACAGCCGAGGCUCUUGCAAUGGGAAAAUUUGUAAUCUGUGCAGAUCAUCCAUCAAACGAUUUUUUCAAGUCAUUCCCCAACUGUUUAACAUAUAAAACGUCAGAGGAAUUUGUUUCUCGCGUCAAAGAGGCCAUGGCUAGUGAACCUCAACCCCUGACCCCUGAGCAACGGUACAAUUUGUCAUGGGAGGCAGCGACCGAGAGGUUUAUGGAGUACUCAGAGCUUGACAAAGUUCUGAACAAUAGAAAUGGUCAGCCUGGACGAGGUGGGAGGAUAAACAAAGUGAGAAAGAUACCGUUGCUUCCUAAAUUGUCAGAUGUCGUGGAUGGAGGCCUGGCAUUUGCUCAUCACUGCCUGACUGGCAAUGAAAUCCUCAGAUUGGCGACAGGAGCAAUUCCUGGUACACGUGACUAUGAUAGACAGCACUGCAUGGAUCUGAAUCUCUUGCCUCCUCAAGUUCAACACCCUGUAUAUGGCUAGUGAUGUGAACUAGCUCGUAUUUAACCAAUGUAUAGAUGCUUCUCCAUAGGUUUGUGCAUAUUAAGCGAUCCACUUCCCGUACUGACCAGAGAAUGCACUUUUGUAUUGGUAACCGAUAGGGUUUGUAAGGAAUUUGUCUUGUUUGUUACUGUUUGCUUGUAAUUACUUUCCUUUUUCCUGUCCGAACAGGCUAGUUUCAUUAACUACAGUUGAAGGAUGUUUCCCCAUA
Molecule: messenger RNA, 2664 nt
Organism: Phragmites australis (common reed)
Lineage: Eukaryota; Viridiplantae; Streptophyta; Magnoliopsida; Poales; Poaceae
Product: digalactosyldiacylglycerol synthase 1, chloroplastic-like
Exons: 7
Coding region: 117-2435 (772 amino acids)
Biological process (GO): galactolipid biosynthetic process
Cellular component (GO): chloroplast outer membrane
Molecular function (GO): digalactosyldiacylglycerol synthase activity
Source: RefSeq, a predicted model, not a curated record